Symbiodinium pilosum is the source of this 832-nucleotide messenger RNA. The record is from the annotation of a GenBank genome assembly. NCBI's taxonomy places the organism in Eukaryota, Dinophyceae, Suessiales, Symbiodiniaceae.
GCUCGCCUGUCCUCGUGGAUUACUAUCCAGAAAGGACGAGCCGUGUGGACGUUCUGUGCCAGAAGCUAUCAUGAAGGUUAUUCGCUGGCUGGAGGCAGUGGCGGAGCUUCCUGAAGCCGACUGCUACCGGCGCCUGGCCUGGGCUGCGAAAGAUAAGACAGUGGCCCUUUCAGAGAGCGCCCCGCUAACUAAAAGAAGUCCUCGCUACCCUGCGCUGCUUUUGGUUAAGAUGGAAAGGUUCGUGCUAGACAAGGGCGAGGCUACAGUCCUGAGAGUCUUCGCUUGGAUAAAGCUAUUGAAGAUAUGGGCCUGCCUCCGUUGGUCGGAUCUGCAGGCGAUUAAGCCAGCAGACUUGCGGCUAACGGAGGGCCGGCUAGCUACGACACUGCGAAAGACAAAGACCUCGGGCCCAACCAAAAGGGUCAAGGAAUUGCCGGUAUGUGUUAGCGAGGUUACGUUCUACGAGGACCCCCUCUGGCUAGAGACUGGCUUCAACUUGCUAAAGCAGCUGGCUAACUGCAAGCGGGACUAUCUGCUUCCGAGGCUAUGGCACUGCGAUGGUGGCCACAGGGGCCCUGCUAGCGAGGUUACAGAUCCCUGGCGCGGCGCAAGGCUUCUGGACGGAGCAUUCCGAGAGAAGCGUCCUGCCGACCGCCCUCGCUCUCAUAGGUCCUAUGGAGGCCGGAUCCUGGCCGAUUGGCUCAUGGACAGACGCUGCAUCGCCGCAGACCUAGAGCCGGGCAAGUGGGGCAGUUGUGGCGCAGACCGCUGUGGACACGAUCGCUCCGUUGCCAGGAUCUCUGGCGGCCAGCUCUUGCCCAUCUUGAACUAG